AUGUCUCUCUGUAAAGACUGCACCAUCGCUACCGUCUGGGAAGGUACUCCCGAGGGAAAGACCGUCAAGUACGGUCCCACCGACGUCUACAUCGCCGAGCCCAAGCAAGGCGCGGGGGACAAGUCCAAAGCCGUCCUCUUGCUCACCGACGUCUUCGGGCUCGGGUUGGUCAACAACAAACUCCUCGCUGACGACUGGGCUCGGGCUGGGUAUUACACUUAUGUUCCGGAUUUGUUCGAUGGGGACUAUUUGACGGAUGCUAGGAAGGGGGAUCCCAAGUUUGACCUGAUGGGUUUCAUCGGCGCCCACGGGGAAGAUGUCACCCACAAGAUCCUCGACCCCUUCGUAGCCAAGCUCAAGGAAGACGGUAUCACCUCCUUCGCCGCGCUCGGGUACUGCUUCGGAGCUCGAUACGUCUUCAACCUCUCCUUCACCAACUCGAUCACGGUCGGGGUGGUCAACCAUCCUUCCCUCCUCCGAGUCCCUGACGACCUCAACAAACUCUCUCAGCUUUCCCCGGCUGUGCCGAUGCUCUUCAACACGUGCGAGGUCGACCAGAUGUACCCGGCCGAAGCUCAAGCCAAGGGGGACGAGAUCCUCGGGAACGGAUCCAAGGAAGGAAAGGCGUACAAGAGGAACUAUUACGAUGGUUGUACCCACGGGUUCGCCGUCAGGGGGGAUAUCAAGGACGAAAAGGUCAAGUUUGGAAAGGAGGACUCGUUCAAGCAGAGCGUCGAGUGGUUGAAGAAGCACGACUUUUAA
Molecule: messenger RNA, 762 nt
Organism: Filobasidium floriforme
Lineage: Eukaryota; Fungi; Basidiomycota; Tremellomycetes; Filobasidiales; Filobasidiaceae
Product: alpha/beta-hydrolase
Exons: 4
Coding region: 1-762 (253 amino acids)
Molecular function (GO): hydrolase activity
Source: RefSeq, a predicted model, not a curated record